AUGUAUAUGCUCUUUGGUGUCUUUCUCCUCUCUAUGGUCAUUGGGACUGGUCUUUACUUAACGCGCACUACCUGGACUCCUUACCUUCCAGACCGUCUCCAAGAUCUCAUCUACAGUACCUAUACGCGUCUGCCCACGACCAGCACCUUUAUGAACGACGUAGAAUCCGGUUUCCAGUCCUCAAACUUCAAUCUCGCUGAGAACAUUGGUGAAGGCGACUCAAGAUCCGGCCUGGAUCAGAAGGGCAAGCAGGAAGUAUACAGGAUCAUGAAGAGCCAUGGUGUUGGGUUUGACGAGGCACGAGCACUAUGGACGCAGAGAAGUUUCAGGAAGGCAGGAAUCGGAGCUGACGGGCUGCCGAAUGAUCCUAAGCUUGUUACCUUUGGGAAAAGAUGA
Messenger RNA from Lithohypha guttulata, 396 nucleotides. RefSeq lists its product as uncharacterized. The transcript is spliced from 2 exons. The record is from RefSeq and is a predicted model, not a curated record. The coding region runs from base 1 to 396 and encodes 131 amino acids. Lineage: Eukaryota; Fungi; Ascomycota; Eurotiomycetes; Chaetothyriales; Trichomeriaceae.